Messenger RNA from Rhagoletis zephyria (snowberry fruit fly), 812 nucleotides. RefSeq names its product homeobox protein homothorax. NCBI's taxonomy places the organism in Eukaryota, Metazoa, Arthropoda, Insecta, Diptera, Tephritidae. Gene Ontology annotation, biological process: regulation of DNA-templated transcription. The record is from RefSeq and is a predicted model, not a curated record. Gene Ontology annotation, molecular function: DNA binding.
CUCCUAGUUCACAACUGUCAUAUGGUGGCGCCAUGAACGAUGACGCUAGGUCGCCGGGCGCUGGUAGUACACCAGGCCCACUAUCACAACAACCACCUGUUUUAGACACAUCAGACCCUGAUGGACGAUGGUGUCGAAGAGAAUGGUCCUCACCUGCCGACGCUAGAAAUGCUGAUCCCUCAAGGCGGUUAUACUCCUCAGUCUUCCUCGGCAGUCCUGGUGACGCCAGCAAUGCCAGUAUAGGCAGUGGCGAAGGUACAGGCGAAGAGGACGACGAUGCGAAUGGUAAAAAGAACCAAAAGAAACGUGGCAUUUUCCCAAAAGUAGCAACAAAUAUCUUAAGAGCGUGGCUGUUUCAGCACUUAACGCAUCCCUACCCCUCCGAGGAUCAGAAAAAACAGUUGGCGCAAGAUACCGGCCUAACGAUACUGCAAGUGAACAAUUGGUUUAUCAACGCGAGGCGAAGAAUUGUUCAGCCAAUGAUCGACCAAUCGAAUCGAGCAGUUUACACCCCACAUCCGGGUCCAUCACCAUACGGCCAUGAUGCCAUGGGCUAUAUGAUGGACAGUCAAGCGCAUAUGAUGCAUCGUCCACCUGGUGAUCCGGCGUUCCAUCAAGGCUAUCCCCAUUACCCACCCGCCGAGUAUUAUGGCCAGCAUUUGUAAUUAACCGACGCAGUUGAGAGUCAGGACUAUAGUCAAAGUCAUGGGCAAUCAACUUUUGAGGUGGCGACAGCGACAACAGCAGCAUCAGCAGCAGCAGCAGCGGUGGCAUCGGCAUCGGCAUCGGCAACGACGGCAGCAGCAGCAACA